Molecule: messenger RNA, 2124 nt
Organism: Daphnia pulicaria
Lineage: Eukaryota; Metazoa; Arthropoda; Branchiopoda; Diplostraca; Daphniidae
Product: alpha-(1,3)-fucosyltransferase C-like
Exons: 2
Coding region: 41-1402 (453 amino acids)
Cellular component (GO): membrane
Molecular function (GO): alpha-(1->3)-fucosyltransferase activity
Source: RefSeq, a predicted model, not a curated record
GAGACGUGCGAUUAGGUGGAAAGUACGAAAGUUCGUUGAAAUGGCCAAAUCGAAGCGGAAAUUCAAAUUGAAACUUUGGAUCAAAAUUAUUCAGCGAGUGGCGGCUCUUGUGGGGCGAUCCAUUCCCACCCGAUUCUACACCGUUUACAAUGGCGUCGGCUUCGUUGCCAUGUGCUACUUGGUAGUCACGGCCAUCAGCAAAUCACGAUCGGAUAACAGCAGCAGCAGCACUGAUGUCAUUCAUUCCAAUCACGUUAUUGCUCAGAGCGAAGAAGGAAUCCGGCAGCUGGAUCCAUUGAUUGUGAAAGAGGAAUCGGAUAAUCCAGCACCAAAGACGAUUUUGUUCUGGACUCCGUAUUAUAACCACUCGGAUUACACAUUCGGAUUGGGACAGGAUCCAUUCAUCAAAUUCGGAUGUAAAGUGACCAAUUGCAUUGCAACUGCCGAUCGGAAACUUCUCAAUCAAAGCGACGCCGUCAUCUUUCACGCGCUGCAGGUCAACAGUCGAGACCUUCCGGCUCAUCGGCAUCCGCACCAGCGCUUCAUCUUCUUCCUGUACGAGACGAUUCCCAACACGUCCGUCCCCUGCGUCGGGAAAUGUUUGCCCUCGAGCCAAUACACUCCGCAUUAUUUCAACUGGACGAUGACACACCGGAGGGACUCGGAUGUUUACGUGGCCGAACCUUACGGCGCCAUUGCCCCCAAAUAUUGGACCCUUCCCGCCCAGUUGCCGGAUGAAUUGCCACCCGACACUCUUCCGGCCAAUCCGGCCGUCCUACUCAACCGGAAGUAUCCGCAUUUGGCCAACCGGACCAAGAUGGUGGCCUGGUUCGCCUCCCAUUGCCCGACGCACAGCCAACGCGAAGAUUACGUCAAGGAAUUGGCCAAUUUCGUCCAGGUGGACAUUUACGGCAAAUGCGGAACGAUGGAGUGUCUUCCGCGCAACAGCCACCGCUGUGAGAGUUUGCUGGACGAUUACAAAUUCUAUUUGGCUGCCGAGAAUUCCCUGUGUCCGGAUUACAUCAGCGAGAAAUUCUACCGGGCCCUGACCAACGACAUUGUGCCCAUCGUCUACGGCGGUGCGGAUUACACGGACUACGCCCCUCCGCACUCGUUCAUCAACAUGGCCGAUUUCGCCUCGCCCAAAGACUUGGCGGCCUAUUUGAAGCUGCUGGCCAGCAACGAGGCCCUGUACGUGGAAUAUUUCCAGUGGAAGAAACACUACGCCGUCGUCCGCUCGCCCAAAAAGGGAUGGUGCGACCUGUGCGCUAAAUUAAACGAUCCAAAUGCCCAAUCGCAAAGCAAAAGUUACGAGGACGUGGCCGAAUGGUGGGUCCGCAAAUUGCCCUGCUAUCCAGGCUCCUCUUUCCUUUCGAACCACACUUCGAUACCAUCCAGUUGAGCCGAUAUUCGACAAGAAAAUAUUUAAAAAUGACCCGUCGUGAAACUAUUCACCUUCUCCUCUAUUGAAAUAAAAAUGAGUUACGCUAAAGAGUAAAGACGAACCACGCCCCUUGAAUUUCUGUACAAUUUCAGACAGGGGUGUAACCUCUACCUCGUUUUACAGCAACAUCCCUAUCGAUGCUCAAAAAGAUUAUUAUGCAACGCCUUUGUCAAUAACCGCGAAAUGAUGCGCUUUUUGUCAUUUCCGUCUUUAUUCAAAUUUUUAUUUCUUCUGUUUUCUCUGAGGUUAUUGACUCUUGAUGAAUAAAAUUUCCAGAGAAGAAAAUAAAAUAAGAUUUGAUGUGGCAGACUGGCAGUGGAUGUAAUCCAUUACCUUCCCCGUGUCAAAAAGAAAAGUCCUUGGUUAAAAAAGAUGAUUUGCACAAAAGCCAAAAUCGUACCACGCCCACAGUGACACAUUCGAAAAAUCUUUUUCUCUUUUUUUUUGUUCCGGAACGAAGGUUAGGGGACGCAACGCCAUAUAUAUACCUUUUCAGGUGUAUGCUAGACUAAAUUUGUAUAAGAAAACCCAAAACAUCUGCUGUACCUUUGUCCAGUCAUUUGUGAACAUUUUUUUCUUUUCACUUUUCAGAAAAAUUGUCGUCCUUAUUUCAUUCUGAUACUAACGUGAAAAAUCCUCAUAUGACUAUUAGUAGAUUUUUUAAAAAUCUUAAAAUCUUA